Aphidius gifuensis is the source of this 1107-nucleotide messenger RNA. Its product is annotated as C-factor-like. The record is from RefSeq and is a predicted model, not a curated record. Bases 105 to 842 code for a protein of 245 amino acids. The transcript has 4 exons. Lineage: Eukaryota; Metazoa; Arthropoda; Insecta; Hymenoptera; Braconidae.
AGUGUGUGUUUUGUGAUCUUGUCGAUAUAUUUUAAUAACUCGUUAAUAAUUUAAACCUCCCAAAGUAAAAAUAUAAAUACAAGAAAAUAUAAUAGAAAAAAAAAAUGAAAUCAAUUUUAAUCACUGGAUGUAAUCGAGGUCUUGGCUUGGGUUUGGUUCAACGCCUGACACAAAUUAAAAAUCCACCAGAAAAUAUAUUUGCAACUUGUCGUGAUGUCACCAAAGCCCAGAAACUCAAGGAAAUUUCUGAACAUUGCAACAACGUUCAUAUUAUUGAAUUUGAGUUGACGGAUACAAAUAAUUAUGAAAAACUUGUUAAAACUGUUGCGGAUAAACUUGGUGAUGGCAAACUCAAUGUUUUGUUUAACAGUGCUGGAAUUUCAACAAAAUUUGCAAGAAUUGGUAAUGUCAAGGCUGAGCAGUUGACAGAGUGUUAUUUUAUAAAUACUGUUGUGCCAAUUAUGCUGACCAAGGCAUUUCUUCCACUCUUAAAAAAAGCUGCCAUUGGAAAAAAAGAAUUUGGAAUCGAUCGUGCAGCAAUUAUUAACAUGAGCUCGAUACUUGGGAGUAUUUCUGAAAAUAAAACUGGUGGUUUCUAUCCAUAUGCAUGUAGCAAAUCAGCAUUGAAUGCAGCAACAAAAUCAAUGAGUAUUGAUUUGGAGAAUGAUGGUAUUUUGGUGGCUUGUCUUCAUCCAGGAUGGGUUAAAACUGAUAUGGGUGGUAACAAUGCACCUCUUGAUGUUGAUACCAGUGUUCGUGAUAUAAUUAAAACGUUGCAAUCAUUGAAGAAAGAACACAAUGGUUGCUUUUUACAGCAUGAUGGAACAAAAUUGCCUUGGUGAUUCAUCAAAAUAAUUACGAUAAUUUUUUUUUUUUUUUCACAAUAAACUGUUAAGUAGUCCUGAUAAGGAUAAAUAUUUUUCAAAAAUUAAAUCAUGCAUUGUGAAUUUUUUUUCAAUAAUUAUGUAAAAAUGAUUUUUUUUUAAAUGUUAAAAAUAUAUUUUACGGAGUUUUUCUUGAUUUUUUAAAAUUAAAUUUGAUUAGAAAUAUGUGGUUAAAAUAAUAAAAACUUGGUAAAAUUGCAACAGGUGUAUCAUCCGGCUUAUU